AUGAACGAAGAAAAGAAGGCCGAACUUCGUGCCAAAAACGAGCAGGCCUUGAAGGGGAAGAGGCCCGAUGCUUCUUUCUUUAAAUCAUUAGAUUCUUCAAUUAAAAAGAAUAGUGCAUUUGUGAAGAAGAUAAAAACUCUCUCUGAAUUACAACCGGAUCAAAAGGGGUCAUUAUUGCCGGAUAUUCAAAAACUAAAUCUUCGUCGGUUCAUCAGCGAAAUUGUACAAGGAUUUUGUGAAAUGCCACUAAAGCCGGAAGACAUUGACUAUGUUGUAGACAUUGCUUCCGCUCUCCAUCAAUUGUAUGCAGAGUUCUCGGAAUCAUUCAUUUCUUCAAUCGUUAAAUCAUGCGCCACUCAAAACAAGGAUACUGAUAAGAAGGAAUUAAAUGUUGCAAGACUAUCUGUAGUAUUGAUGAUUGUAACUAAAUUAUUUAUUACUAGGAUGCAUGAUAAUUUUGCAACCAUCAACAACGUGUUGAAGGGUCUGAUUCAAAUGCACAAAAAAACAUCACAAACCGGAAUUUUAAUGCCAUUCCUUACUGAGUUUCAACACGACUUUCUAAUUGGAAAGCCGUAUGAUCCAUCAAAAUGCGAUAUUACGGAACAAGAACACAAACAAAUCAAUGAGUUGUUUAUGCAAUUCUUCGAUUCUCUGUGUGAUAGAUUAAGAUCAAAACAAAAAGAGAUUGGUGACGAAGAGAUAUCGGGAGAGAAAAAAUCUUCUUUGGACGAAAACACUGAAAAUUUAGAUAAGGAAAAGAAAAAGCUCAAACAAUGGAAAAAACAUUAUGAUGUUGCAAAGGAGGUUGCCGAUAUCUUGAAUGCUAAAAUACCGGACGACAUUGAAGAGGCAUUGCAAAAGGUUGAAGAUAUGACAGCUAAAAACGAACAAUUAGAAAAGAAAGACGUUUCCACUGAGAAUAUCGAUCAAUUUGUUAAUGAAAGAACUCGCCAAUUUUAUGAAAUAAUUCCAGAUCUAAAUCAAUUAAUGCAAGAAAAGAAUGAAUUGGAGAAUAUUGUCUCUAUUGACGAUUUACUUGAUAAGCUUCCAAAAAGGCCACCAAUCGAUAAGGUUGCAACUACAUUAGCCGUUAGAUAUUUGAAUCAGAAGACAAACAGAACAAAGCUCGUCAAAAAGAUGUUUAGCGUCAAUAGAACAAGUUUAGAGUUGUUACCAUAUUAUGGAAGACUUGUAGCUAUUUUGAACCUAACCUACAAAGAUAUUGGCAAGUCAUUGGUGCAAUUAUUAGAAGAAGAGUUUAACAAGUUGUUUGAGGAACAAGACCAAAUUAAGAUUGAGACAAAGGUUAAAAAUAUUAGAUUCUUGGGAGAGUUAAUUUUAUUCAAGAUUUGUCCCGAGGAGACUGGUAUUGAGUUUUUCAAGAAGUGCCUUUCACAGUUUCAUCAUCACAACAUAGAUGUUGCAUGCCAUUUUUUGGAAGUAUGUGGAAGAUAUCUCUAUGCCAAGCCUACAACUCAUCUUACUAUGGUUGAAUUGGUUUCAAAAAUGAUGAGAAUCAAAGAUGUUAAGGUCUUGGAUGUCAAGUACAAUACCAUGAUUGACAAUGCAUAUUACAAUACUGUCAUUAAUGAGCAAGAAGCUGAAAAACAAAGAACAGUUUAUGGUGAAGAUGAUGAGCUUACACAAUAUGUGUUACAUCUGCUCUUGUCAGAAUUGAACAAGUAUAACAUCAAUACUGUCCUGAAACAGCUAAGAAAACUGCCGUAUGACAAUUUUGAAGUCAUCAAGAACAUUGUUAAAAGUUUACUCUCCCAUAUUAGAGAGUGUGCUUACGGAACUAUUCACUUGAUGGCUAGUGUUCUGGGCGGACUUUCGAGAUAUCAUGAAGAAAUUGGAGUUGUAAUCAUUGAUUUUCUCAUAGAACAGAUUAGAUAUUCAUUGCAACAGGAAUAUUUGGAUUAUAUCGAACUGGGAAUUAAUCAAAAUGCGGAUUACUUUGCUUCUAGAAUGAAAUCCGAACAAAAGAGAUUGAUUGACAUCAAAUUCUUGGGAGAAUUUUAUAACUAUCAGCUCAUCGAUAUCAACGUAAUUAUGGAUGUGUUGUACAUGUUGAUACUGUAUCCAACUCCUCUUGAGCCAGCCAAACAAGACACUUUUAGAUUGAGACUUAUUUGUACACUGUUAGACACUUGUGGUCCAUACCUAGAAACUGCUGCUGACAGAAAAAAAGUCGAUCGUUUCCUUUUGUAUUUACAAAGAUAUGUACUUAGUAAGCAAUAUAGAUUGCCAGUAGACUUGGAAAACAUGUUGGCGGACACUCUCGACAAUGUGAAACCAAAGCUCAAGUGGCCAAAGAGUCUGAAAGACGUGAAUGACAAAAUUGAAGCGAUUGAGCAAAAGAAACCAAUUCCACUUCCUGGGCAAGGAACGCCAACAGAUCUUCUUGCAUUAUGGCCCAUUAGUGACAAUGAUCAACCAGGCGAGCUUGGAGAAGACGAAGAGGUUGAAGAAAUGAAACAACUCGAAGAAACAGACUUACCUUCUUGCAAUGGAAACAAAUCAGUAGAAACAAACGAUAAAGAGGCUGAAGAGCUUGACCAUGAGCUCAUGGAAUUGGUCAAUGAGAGUAUUAAGGAAAGAAAGUUCAUCACUAACAACACUAUCAUGAAACUUGGCACCAAUAUUCCAAAACCUCAAGAAAUGCUCAAACAAUCAGCAAACACUCCAACCAAUUUACCUCAAACACAAAGAAUUACCUUGCUCUCUAAACAAGGAAGAAGUAACAAGGCUCACGAAUUAUUUGUUGGAAACUUUGCUAAGGUCAUGAAGAAAGAUUCAGUCACAUCUCAGCCACCUUCUUCCCCCAACAGUACCAACAACGAGUAG
Molecule: messenger RNA, 2850 nt
Organism: Naegleria fowleri
Lineage: Eukaryota; Heterolobosea; Eutetramitea; Acrasida; Naegleriidae
Exons: 4
Coding region: 1-2850 (949 amino acids)
Biological process (GO): nuclear-transcribed mRNA catabolic process, nonsense-mediated decay
Cellular component (GO): cytoplasm; exon-exon junction complex
Molecular function (GO): protein binding; RNA binding
Source: RefSeq, a predicted model, not a curated record